AUGUCUGCGUAUGCCAAGCUUCAAGUACUGAAUGGCCCUGAUUGUUACAUAUGCACACUUCCUUUCAACAUAGGUUCUCAUUCCAGCUCCCACUUGUCAAUAAACUGUAAAAACGUGCAGCCACUUCACUGCUCAAUUUUUUAUUCAAACAACCACUUUCAGCUCAAAGCAAAAGCCCCAACUCUUUUAGUCCAAUCAGGAACUCUCACCGACGAAGACCCUUCAGUUGAAUUAAAAGACCUAAGCUGCAUAUCAAUCCCCUGCGACAUCCACUCCCCACACAUUUUCUACUUCAUUUUGCCUGUAUUUUCCUCUAUUGUUCUAGAGCCACCAGGUCUAGCUCCGAUCCCCGACAAUGAAGAGCUGAUGCCUAUUGACUCCUUCCCUUCCCGUCAAGCAGAUUCCAGCUUAAUAAAGAAAUGGGGGAUUAAUGACCGGGAAAAUUUAAAGAAAUGGCUGCUCACUUAUGGCUAUGGAAGAUGAAAAAAGCUCCAAGAAGCCAUGAGCGAAGGUGGAGCUUUUACCUCAAAAUCUAUUCCAGAAAUUAGGUCAUUUGCCACAUCUCUUGUCAGAACUAUUGUAGAGAAUCUCCCAAUGGAAAAACACGAGCUUAAAAAGUCUUUGGCAAAUAUGAUAGAAGAGACUGAAGACGAUUUUUAUAUCCCACCCAGGAUAAAGGAUUGGGGAAUGAUGGUAAGACAAAGAGCUGUGCCAUGGGGAAAAAGACUUUAUAUGCUGUGGAGGAUCAAAUUUCUGAUUAAAAAAUUCAAAGAAAAUAAUAAAAAUGAGACACUUAAGUGGGGGAAUUUGCUGAAUUUUAUGCCAUCAGGAGCUUUUUAUGGACAAAGACCUUCAGCGUGAUGGACAAGAAGGCAUGAUAUAGACCUUAUCAGAGGGACCCAUAAGCAUGGGUAUGCAAAUUAUAACCAGAUGAGAAAUGACAAAAAUUUAAGUUUCAGCAAUAUUGAUACAGAUUUAAGCUUCAAAGAAUUUCCAAGCGCCGACACAAUUACUCGCAGGCUAAAGAAGCUCAUGAUUUCAAUUGACAAAAUUGAAGAGUUCGAGUUUGACAAAGAGCAGCAGCUUUUCGAGCCAACUGACUGGUCAGCAGAAGAAAAAAGAGCUUUGCUUUCUUUGAUUUCUGACUUUGGAGUUCCAUUGAAUUUAGAAGGAAAAAAUGACUGAAGCCAAUUUAAAGAGAAGCUUGAUUCUCUGCUGCCUGGGAAUGACAAAGCUACUAAUAGCUUAGAAAGAAUGGUCCAACAUCUAAGAAUGCUAGCCCAACAUGUUAUGCACCCAGAAGAAGGGGAAACCGAAGUCAAAGAUGCAGAUGGAUAUACAAUGUCAAUUGAAGAUGCUGAAGCUUUACAGAACAGCUUGAAUAAACUACAGUUUAUUAGAAAGCAUAUACUCAAAAAUGGCAGCGAAUUUUUCAAUACUGAACUGCCAGCAUUAGAAAAAGCGACAGAAAAAAUUGUUAAAGAAGGAUCAGAGACGUGGCUUACUGAGGAUUGGAAAUGCGAUAUCCAUGAUAGAGGGCUGCUAAAUGCUGUCGCAGACAAUGGUCUUACCUUCUUGCAUAAUCUCUCUGAAAACCCUGAUUAUGGAUUCGCGGGGAUUAAUAUUAAUUAUGAAGAAGCAGAAGGGAGGCUGCAAUAUUUAUGUGAGUUUUUCAGAUCAAUCAGCAACCUACAGAAAUCCAAGAAGAAACGAGCUCCAGAAGAGCUUACGUUUGAUGAAAACGGCCAAAUCCAAGCCCCAACCAAGAAAAUCAAGCUUUCCAAGUUUAUAAUACCUAAAGAUGAAGAAGGAGAAGUCAUUUAUCCAAUAGUGAUAAACAACAGUCUGACCAUUCUCAAUCUAGGACUAAUUGAUGCUGACAGACCUGCUUACCACUCAGGUAGAAAUAUCUUUCCAAUCGGCUUUAAAAGCAUCAGAGAGCACUCCAGUAUGUUUAAAGCUAAAGAAAGAAUGCAAUAUCUCUGCGAAAUCCUUGAUGGCGGAGUAAAACCUUUAUUUAAAGUGACACCAAUGCAAGACGGCGAGCCUUUAGAAGACCAAGCCAUUUUAAGAGAAUCUUGCACAGGCUGCUGGAUCGUGAUCUGCAAUAAAGUUAAUGAGCUUCAACAAAGCAGAAGAAGCAAAGUCACAGUCAGCGGGACUGACCGAUUUGGACUAUGGGACCCUAACGUUGUAAAACUGAUCCACGGAUAAAUAAAAUGGCAUUUGGUUCGAGAGAAAUUAGCUCUGCGAAUUUUCUCUCGUUCAUGUAAUUUUAUAUAUAUGGGGCUAGUCUUUCUCUAAAACUUCUGCACAGCAACAGCGGUUUAACUUUGGGAAUAGCAAGAGGAACUGCUCCACAGUAAAAACCAAGAGGCUCAGAGUUUACCUCUCUCAGCACACUCGAGGAAAGUGGCUUUUAGGCGGAACAUGUGCAGAAGCUGAGUCAGAGAAGGGCGAUGGCAUCGCUUUGAAUGAGAAGCACUGGUCAGGAAGGUAGGCGGUUUAUUUGGGAGAGUCCGACCUUUUGGAUCGGAUAUGCUUGUGACAUCACCAUUUUGGUUCUUUCCCUAUAGUGGGAGUGUGGCGUUAGAAACCUAAAAAACUUUAAUUAAUGUAAUAUAAAACUGAUUCACGAACUUCCAGGAGCUGAGGCUAUCUUAAUGGGUAAGUAA
Molecule: messenger RNA, 2675 nt
Organism: Blepharisma stoltei
Lineage: Eukaryota; Ciliophora; Heterotrichea; Heterotrichida; Blepharismidae
Source: the annotation of a GenBank genome assembly